Messenger RNA from Onthophagus taurus, 1196 nucleotides. Its product is annotated as innexin inx2. NCBI's taxonomy places the organism in Eukaryota, Metazoa, Arthropoda, Insecta, Coleoptera, Scarabaeidae. Gene Ontology annotation, biological process: phototransduction. Gene Ontology annotation, cellular component: plasma membrane; gap junction. The record is from RefSeq and is a predicted model, not a curated record. Gene Ontology annotation, molecular function: gap junction channel activity.
AAAACACGUUUCUCCCUUAAUUUUGUAUUAAUCGUCUCAUUUUCAAUAUGAUGGACUUUUUGAAUUCGUUUAAAUCGCUUAUAAAGGUGGAACAAAUUCACACCGACGACAACAUCUUCAAGUUACACUAUAAGUUUACGGUGAUUAUGUUGAUAGUUUUUUCCGUUUUGUUAACUUCGAAACAAUAUUUUGGUGAUCCGAUUAAUUGUGAGAUACAUUCGAGAAGUUCUGAGGUUAUUGAAACGUAUUGUUGGAUUUAUGGGACGUUUACGGUGAAAAAAACGUUGAAAGAGAAUAUUUUAAGUGGUUUGGGCCCAGAUCCACGAUUAUUAUUAAGUGAGACCCCUCAAGAUUCAUCUGACGAAAUAAUAACGCAAAAAUAUUACCAAUGGGUGUGCAUUGUUUUUUGUUUUCAAGCUUUGUUGUUUUAUAUACCAAGAUAUUUAUGGAAAACUUGGGAAGGUGGGCGAUUACGCUUACUAGCUAAAGAUUUAGGGGGCCCUUUAAUCCCAAAUUGUUGGAGUGAAGAAACGAAAGAACGCUUGAUUAGUUACAUGAUAAGUGGAAAUUAUUCGCAUAAUCUUUAUGCUUUAAGAUUUGCUUUUUGCGAAUUAUUAAAUUUUAUAAACGUCGUUUGUCAAAUUAUCUUCAUGGAUUGGUUUUUAAGUGGGCAAUUCACAAGUUAUGGCAUAGCAUUGGCACUUUACAAUGGAGAAAAUCCAAUGACUCGGGUGUUUCCAAAAGUAACAAAAUGUACUUAUUAUAAUUAUGGUCCUUCUGGAGGUAGACAAAAGCAAGAUGCUUUGUGUGUUCUUCCAUUAAACAUUGUUAAUGAAAAGCUUUUUUUGAUAUUAUGGGUGUGGUUUUUGGUGCUUACCAUUGUUAGUUUUUAUGCAUUAAUGUAUAGAAUGAUCGUUUUAGUUUCACCCAAAGUUAGGAUGUACCUCUUGAUGGCUCACGCUAAAUUUUUAUCGAAAAAAACCGCGAAUGUUAUAUCUAAAAAGAUUUCAUUUGGCGAUUAUUUCUUUUUGUAUCAAUUGGGUAAAAAUUUAAACCCUUUGAUUUAUAAAGAUUUAUUGAUUAGCAUCUCUAAAGGUUUAAUGGAUAAAUCAUCUUUGCCUUAUAACCCAGAGGUUACCAUGCCCGUUUAAAAUUAUUCUAAUCAUGAAAUGUUUAGUUAAAACAAUCAAAAAAGA